Messenger RNA from Dentiscutata heterogama, 185 nucleotides. The record is from the annotation of a GenBank genome assembly. Lineage: Eukaryota; Fungi; Glomeromycota; Glomeromycetes; Diversisporales; Gigasporaceae.
AUGGAUAUUGAAAGUAAUGAAAAUGCUGAAUAUUAUAACCAAGAUGAAGAAUUAUAUGAUCAAUUAACCCAGACAUCUGAAGGAAAUACAUCAACUAAUUCAAUAUUAGAUGAUCAAUUAACCAAGACGUUUGAAAGAAAUACAUCAACUAAUUUAAGCAAGAAUAUAAGAAAACCAUCACCUUG